GCAGACGCUCCAGCAGCAGCUCCGCCUGGGUCUUCAUCAGAGAGUCCUCUUGGAGAUUUGGGUUCUCUCUAUAGCCGUUGAAGCGCAGCAUGUGCACCGCGGAGCGGCGGCGGGCAAGGCGGGCCAGGCUCUCUUGGAGCGGCUCCUCAUCGGCGUCCCGGACGCUCGGGCCCGGAAAGAGUUGCUGCACCAGGUGGUAACGAGCGGCAUCCCCGAGGGCCCGGUUCUCCAGCAGGCGCAGAGAGAGCAGGACAUCACAGUGACCGAGGGCCUGGAAGUUCGCUAUUCCCGGAACUGGACCCCGCCCAAAGCCGCCCUCUUGCCGCCACUGGUUGUGCAGCCGCCGCUCCACAGCCGUGCGAAUGGGGCCACGCCGACCAAAGCGCCGAUGGAUGUGGCGCAGGUAGCGCGCCCACUGCAGGGCCCGGCGCACGGUGGGGGGGUCCCAGGUGCUGACGUGGGUAGUGCUUGAGACCGCCAGAAGCUCGGAAAAGCGAUCCAGGUGCUGCAGAAGGGAUUCCAUGAGGUACGCGGCCCUACUUCCGCUUUCACCUUGGAGACGGCGACUCUCUGCAUACUGAUUGGGAUAUCCGUGAAAUGAUACGCCUCUCUGCAAUGCUAUUGGUCGAAGUGCAUGUCAAUCUCCCAGCGUCUUUAUCCGUGUUCCUUGACUCUGGGCAACUUGAAAGCCCUAAUACUUUUACUUUCGCCACACAAAGAUUCUUCUUAGUGGAGGGAGAGCAGAUGUAGGGCAUCCUACCGAGAAUUUCCGGAACCAUAUGCGAGAUGAUGCCAGUCAUGAACGUCUCCGCGCUUCCUUUCGCUUUGGAAAUAUCCUUAAGUAGAAAUUUUCUGAGCUUCGCCUAAAACUAGAAUCUGUGUUGAGGUUUUUCAAAAUUAAGUAACGCCAGAGACAUACUGUGACGUGAGGAAACGCUCUUAAAUGAAAUUUUAAGAUCUAUUUGAGAAACAUGUACUAAAAAGGUAUUACAAGUGGAUAAAUAAUGUGCACUGCUCUGAGCCCAAAGGUACGCAGUGGACCUGGCCUCUCUGAUAUGCAUCAGUAUAGCCAAUGGCUAGCCAGCAGACAUGAAGCUAAUUUGCUACCAAUGAAAGAAGAUCUGGCCUUGUGGUUAACCAAUCUAUUAGGGAAGGAGAUUACAGCAGAAACUUUUAUGGAGAAGUUGGACAAUGGUGCCUUGCUCUGUCAACUUGCAGAAACUGUGCAGGAGAAAUUCAAGGAGAGCAUGGAUGCUAACAAGCCCACAAAGAAUCUACCGUUGAAGAAGAUCCCAUGCAAAGCCAGUGCACCCUCGGGCUCCUUUUUUGCCCGAGACAAUACAGCAAAUUUCUUAUCCUGGUGCCGAGAUUUAGGGGUGGAUGAAACGUGUCUAUUUGAAUCGGAAGGUUUGGUCCUCCACAAGCAACCCAGAGAAGUGUGUCUCUGUCUGCUAGAGCUUGGCCGGAUUGCAGCCAGGUAUGGUGUGGAGCCUCCUGGUUUGAUAAAGCUGGAAAAAGAGAUUGAACAAGAAGAAACACUUUCUGCCCCUUCUCCUUCACCUUCUCCUUCAUCAAAGUCUUCUGGAAAAAAGAGUACAGGAAACUUACUGGAUGAUGCAGUGAAACGAAUUUCUGAAGAUCCUCCUUGCAAAUGCCCAAACAAGUUCUGUGUGGAGCGGCUCUCCCAAGGAAGAUACCGAGUGGGAGAAAAGAUCCUCUUCAUUAGGGGUCUUCAUGGUUGUGACUAUAUCUCCACAGCCAAAGCAAAGCAGACAUUUAAGAUGCUGCACAACAAACAUGUCAUGGUCCGUGUGGGAGGAGGCUGGGAAACUUUUGCAGGGUAUUUGUUGAAACACGACCCCUGCCGAAUGCUGCAGAUCUCCCGUGUGGAUGGCAAAACAUCCCCUAUCCAAAGCAAAUCUCCAACUCUAAAGGACAUGAAUCCAGAUAACUACUUGGUGGUCUCUGCCAAUUAUAAGGCUAAGAAGGAAAUUAAGUGAAACAAAUUGGUCACAAGGGGACCCUCAUAAUGGCCUGUAUCCACUUCUCCAGUAUAGUCAGUUUAGUUCACAUGUUCUGAAAACUGCUUUGGAGAAAGAUUUAACAGACAGAAAAAUGUCAUCAUAUUGAAAAAUGUUCAAAGAGUAGCACUAUUUAUUUUUAAUGCUUCUGUAGAAUAUGACCUAUUAAAAGAAAUUCUAAAUUCAGAUUUAAAUUAGCCAAAUUUUAGGCAAAUUAUUAUUUCUCAGUAUGCAAACACAGUAUUUAGAACACAAUAUUAGAAACAGAAUUCUAACUAAAGAUAAAUAAGGAGAAAACAUUUACGAUUUGCAGAUAAGUCAACAGAAAGUGCCUGCUUUACAUCCAUGAGUAAAGCACCCCAGACAUUUUUAUAAUUGCAAGAUUUUUAUGCUUUUUUUUUUUUUUUUUUUUUUUUUACAAAAUGAUGAUUAGUGUGAUAAUGUGCUACAAAAAAUACCCAACAGCACUACAAAUAAGUACAGAGUAUUCACAAUAGUAAUAUGUUACUGGGAAGGCCACUUCAGAAAAGUUUACAUUCACUUGAAAGGCUGCCUUAAAGUAUAUCUCUUAUCUAUGACCAAAUAUCUGGGGUACUUUUAGAAUUUUUCAGUACACCCCCUUAGAGAAUAGCUUAUGAGUUAUUUCACACAUUCCUGAGCACAUGGCUGUGUUUAGAAUGAUCUAGUGUAAUUCAUACAUGAGCUGACAUACGUUGAUAUUUUGACGAGUAAAUUGUACAGUCAAAUGUUCAUUGAUUUCAUGUUAUUUCAAAGCAUUUUCUUAUUAAAAAUAUAUCUUUAGUUAAUCCUAUUUUGCUAUGCUUUCUAGUAAAGUAAAUUCACUGUAGCUAAUGAUGUUACAGACUUACGUAUACCCUUGUAUACCUGGGACAGGGCUGUUUUAUACCAAUAAACAGCAAAAUAUUGUCCUUACUCAUUCAAGAAUUAAAAGGAUAAAUUUUAAAAAUGU
Symphalangus syndactylus (siamang) is the source of this 2991-nucleotide messenger RNA. RefSeq names its product growth arrest specific 2 (gene GAS2). Gene Ontology annotation, molecular function: microtubule binding; cytoskeletal adaptor activity; actin filament binding. Gene Ontology annotation, biological process: actin crosslink formation. The record is from RefSeq and is a predicted model, not a curated record. Gene Ontology annotation, cellular component: actin filament. Lineage: Eukaryota; Metazoa; Chordata; Mammalia; Primates; Hylobatidae.